AUGGAGACAACAAGUAAGAUGCCGAAUAACAAUCAUGAAACUCCAAAGAAUUCGCAAUAUUCAAGAUCUGUUGAAUACAAUCACGAACAAAACUCUAUUGUAAUCCAAGAAGUUAUUAUGCCAUUUAACACAGAAGCUAACAUAGUUAUCGAUGAAGAAACAGAAUCUAGCAACAAAAGUUUUCAUUUUUCAAGAGAGUUUUGUGUACAAUUUAGCAUUUCAUUUACUGUAAAUUUGUUGAGUUUUAUCUAUGGAACCCAUAUCGGUUGGAUUGGACCAACAAUUCUGAAAUUAUCUGCAAAUAAUUCUGCAAUACCAUUAACAACAUCCGAAAUAUCAUGGUUGGCUGCCAUGUUGCCACUUGGCGGUAGUUUGGGUCCAAUAAUUGCUGCAAUAUUAGUGAAUACAAUUGGGCGUAAAAAUGUAAUUUUAUUAGCAGCUGCACCAGAAAUAAUUACUUGGAUUCUAAUCGUUUGUUCAAUAAAUAACUAUUAUUUAUGUAUUGCUCAAUUUAUAAAAGGAUCUAUUGGAGGUAUUACCGUGGUUGUAAUACCAAUAUACGUCGGGGAAAUAUCAUCACCACAAUUUCGUGGAAUUAACGGAAUGAUUAUGUCAUCGAUGAUCUUAGCUGGAAUAUUUUUCGAAAUUGUACUUGUACCAUACGUUUCAUUAUCUGCUAAUGCAUGGAUUUCAUCAGUAGUUCCGUUAAUAUUGUUGAUAGCUUCAUUUUGGAUACCAGAAUCUCCUUAUUAUUUUCUAAUUAAAAAUCAACAAGAAAAUGCUCGAAAAUCUUUAAAAGUUAUAAGACAAAAUAACUACAUUGAUAAACAAUUGGAACAUCUGAAACGAAUUGUUGAAGAAGAACGGAAGGAAGUGAAAAAUUUUACCGAAAUAUUUCGGUUAAAAAAUAACCGUGCUGGUGGUCCUCGAUUACAUACAAAGGGUCCAUGUGAUAUUGGUGGUUUUUCAGAAAUAUUUGCAACAAUUAUUUCAUCCACAACAUUAAUUAUGAAUGAUAUUAAAAAAUAG
Chrysoperla carnea is the source of this 1029-nucleotide messenger RNA. RefSeq names its product facilitated trehalose transporter Tret1-like. Bases 1 to 1029 code for a protein of 342 amino acids. Gene Ontology annotation, biological process: transmembrane transport. Gene Ontology annotation, cellular component: membrane. NCBI's taxonomy places the organism in Eukaryota, Metazoa, Arthropoda, Insecta, Neuroptera, Chrysopidae. The transcript has 4 exons. The record is from RefSeq and is a predicted model, not a curated record. Gene Ontology annotation, molecular function: transmembrane transporter activity.